AUGCAACAAGAACAUGGCCAAGCUUCAAUUGUUGAGAAGGGGUGCGAGAGCUGCAGGAAGUGGCAAGAGCACUACUACUGGGAGCACAUGGAUGUGAGCACGAUCCGCUUCUUCAAGCUCAUGACGGGAGAUUUUGCCAAGGGCACUAGCAUACCAGAGAAGUUUACAAAGAAUUUCAAGGGGCAGAUCACUGGAGGGUUUGAGCUGAAAGCGCCCAGUGGCAAAACAUGGCACAUCAGUGUAGAUAAGAGUGGAGAUGAACUGUUCCUCAUGUCAGGAUGGGAGGAUUUUGUUAAGGCUCAUGAACUGCAGGAGAAUGAUCUCCUUCUCUUCACAUGCUGUGGUAACUCUUCCUUUCAGGUCCAAGUCUUCGAAGCAAGUGGCUGUGAGAGAGUGUCUUCUAUUUUUGGCAACCGAAUUGGUCCUGAUAUGUGCAAACAUGUCAAUAAUAUCGCGGGUCAACAUGGUAUGCAUUACUCUCAGAAUGAUUCUGAGGACACUACUACACCGUCACAGCUGGUUGGAUCCCCUCACAAUGCCUCUUCUUCGAAGAAAUCAAGUGGGAAGACUAAACCAAGUGAGCCUGAAAAUCCAAACACAAGCAACUUUAUUGUCAAUCAUUCUGCAAUCGGUGAUGAGGAUAGUGAUGACGAAUGUGCCAACUCUAACUGCUACUACUCGAUGUUUGCCAACCGACUAAGAGAUGAGGAAAAGGAGGAGAUAAUAGGUUUGGCUUCCAUCCGACCAAACAAUCCUGCUUUUGUGACAGUUCUGAAGAAAAAGCACAUUCAGCGCAACAAGAACUCUCUGAUCAUCCCCUGUAGAUUUGCUGCUGAUCAUCUCGAUAAAAGAUCACAUGAUAUCAUACUUCAUAGGCCAAACAGGAAAGGUAAGUGGCUCGUAAGCUACUACUACUCGUGCUACAUGCGAUCCUUCCAAAACUUGGCGUUUUUCAAGUUUGUGCGCGACAACAAGCUCUGCGAGGGUGACAUCUGCGUCUUCGAGCUGAUGAAAGGCAAAAGGAGGGUGACAAUGGCCGUCCAUGUCAUCAGAAAGGCCAGUGACCGGUUUAUUCUGGUGGGAUAAGUUGUGUUGUAUCCUCCCAAGAGUUGGCAUGUAGGAUGUGCUCUUGUACUGGUGAAGUUUCUGCAGUAUGUACUAUGUAAGAGUAGCACUGGAAACUUAAACUUGAAGUGCCUAGCAAUAUGCCUUGCUUUGUAGCAAGUGCACUUCUGUAUCCUGUAAGUUAAGUUCUUGAUGCAGGAGUAUGGCUGCUAGAACAAGUUGUGACCUGUGUAAUGUAAAUGUUUCUAAGCAAA
Messenger RNA from Panicum hallii, 1319 nucleotides. Its product is annotated as B3 domain-containing protein Os12g0592300-like. The transcript is spliced from 5 exons. The record is from RefSeq and is a predicted model, not a curated record. Bases 1 to 1086 code for a protein of 361 amino acids. Gene Ontology annotation, molecular function: DNA binding. Lineage: Eukaryota; Viridiplantae; Streptophyta; Magnoliopsida; Poales; Poaceae.